Messenger RNA from Hippopotamus amphibius kiboko, 699 nucleotides. Its product is annotated as cytochrome c-like. The transcript has a single exon. The record is from RefSeq and is a predicted model, not a curated record. Gene Ontology annotation, molecular function: electron transfer activity; heme binding. Gene Ontology annotation, cellular component: mitochondrial intermembrane space. Gene Ontology annotation, biological process: mitochondrial electron transport, ubiquinol to cytochrome c; mitochondrial electron transport, cytochrome c to oxygen. Lineage: Eukaryota; Metazoa; Chordata; Mammalia; Artiodactyla; Hippopotamidae. The coding region runs from base 66 to 383 and encodes 105 amino acids.
AAGCGGGACGUUUGGCUUGCCAGCGGCCCCCACUUAGGCGUGCACCGGGAAAGAACGAUUUGAAAAUGGGUGGUGUUGAGAAGGGCAAGAAGAUUUUUGUUCAGAAGUGUGCCCAGUGCCAUAUUGUGGAAAAGGGAGGCAAGCACAAGACUGGGCCAAAUCUCCAUGGUCUUUUUGGGCGAAAGACGGGUCAGUCUCCUGGAUUCUCUUACACAGAUGACAGCAAGAACAAAGGCAUCACCUGGGGAGAGGAAACGCUGAUGGAGUAUUUGGAGAAUCCCAAGAAGUACAUCCCUGGAACAAAAAUGAUCUUCGCUGGCAUUAAGAAGAAGGGAGAGAGGGCAGACUUGAUAGCCUAUCUCAAACAAGCUACUAAUGAGUAAUAGUUGGCCACUGCCUUAUUUAUUAUGAAACAGAUGUCUCAUGACUUUUUAUGUGUACCAUAUUUAAAUUGAUCUCAUACAUUAGACUUCAGAUCAUGAACGGCUGAUGUAAUAUUUCUGUCCUGAUUUAAAUAAGAUUGGCUUGUGGCUAAAUGAAUAUGGUCAGCUUUUUGAAUUUUGGUAGCAAUUCCAAUUCAAUAAGUGCUAUCACUGUUUUCCCCUUCUAAAGAGAUGAUUAAACUUGAAUAAGAAAUGUUAAACUUUUCAGGGAGAUGGUGAAUGCCUUCUCAAACCCUAUAGGAGAUUGGUUUUAUAU